AAACAACCUCGCAAGCUUUUAGUUCUAGAAAAUAAUGUGUUAUUGAUCUGUGAACAUGUUCAGAACAUUGUGUAUACGUGUUUUGUGUGUGUGUGCGUUAGUCAGGACUCAAGUUAUCCCGGGAAAGGCUAGGGUCACUGAUGGAGAAUAUAAUAGUGUGAACACGGAUGGUUCUUUUGAUUUCGGAUAUGCCAACAAAGAUCGUGGAGCAAGCUACCAUCUUGCUCGUGGUAACGCCAAUGGUGUGGUAGGGGGCAGGUUUGGUGCCAGGGAACCCGGCACUGAAGAAGUUAAGGAAACUAUUUACACUGCUGGCCCUAGAGGAUUCCGCGCAAAAGGCCCAAAUGUUCACAGAAAAAUAGAUCUCGACCAGCGGCCAAGAGGACCGAUUGGGAAUAAAGACGACCCUUACUUCGAUCCCAACGAAGAUCCGAGUUAUUCCUACAAAAUUGACACGAGAACUUAUUCUAAGAAUGAAAACGCUGAUAGCAGAGGGGAUGUAAAAGGACACUAUUCAUUUGUGGACGACAUCGGCGAGCGACACGAUGUAUCUUACAUAGCUGGUAGGGACAGUGGUUUUCACGUGUCAUCAGCUUUCCCUGACUCACCUCGGGGUAUUGGAAGCCCUUUCCAUAGAGCACCGUUAGUAAGGAACGAGAAAAACCCUAGAGGGAAAACUGCAGUGCAGCGAGGUUUGGAUGGAUCAUACAGAUUCAUAUCCGCUGGACCAGACCAAAGAAGAACGGAAAGCAGCGAUUCCCGCGGCAAUGUUAGAGGAUCUUACACCUUCUUAGACGAUAAAGGCGUGCAAAGAACGGUACACUACAUAGCCGGACCUGGUAUAGGUUAUCGGAUUGUAAAGAACAGUAAUGAUCCUUUCAUUCCAUCGUAUUUCCCGCCUCUACCGAGCCAGUAUGAUCCAGCUUUCAAUGAUGUAGGAUCCGUCGUAGCAUCCGUAGCACCAGCGUAUGCGCCUAAUGAUGAAGGCAGUGAUGACGUAUUUAAAGGUCCGGACGGUACAGCUGCAUCAGGACAUGUAAAACCACCGCCGUUCCCAACCUCCGAACCGGAUAUACCCAAUAGCGAUUCUAAUUCAGGCGUCAGUAGUUCUGAAGAUGGCCUCAGUGGAUCAGAUAGUUACGGCCAAGCGCCUCCUUUUAGACCAGAUACAGAUAAUGGAGAUAUAAGUUACGUUGAUCAAGAAUCGUCCAGUUUUGGAGGAGUUAAACCAAGCAAAGGACCAGGCAAACCUUGGCGACCGACCAGCAAACCUUUUAGGCCGACGAAGAAACCUUACGUACCACUAAAGCCUUCACAAGCCCCAUUUUUUAAAGACGAAGACGAUUCCGAUGCCGACAAAAAUAAACCGCAAUUCGCUGUAGGAUUUAAUAUACACCGUAAUAAGCCCGGAUCGACGAUUAUUAAAAACAUCGGCGACAAUUACUUUGGAAUACCUCCCGGCGUGUCGGUGCGGGCUCACGUUCAGAGUAUAGACUUGUACCCCUUCGGUGCUAAACCGAUAUCGCCUUCAGAGGCGCUAGAAAACGAUCAAGUGUAAUUCAUAUCUUGAAAUUAGUGUAACGCUAUAUGAACUUCAAUCAAAUGUGAAAAUUGCGAACAUCAUACAAUCUAAAGUGAAAAAUUAGUUAAGUCAUAUUAAAUAAAAAACAUAAUAAAGAAUUUUUUGAAAAAUUUAUUUGAACACGACUGUAAAUUUAACAAAAUGCAAAAUAGUAACUAUUACGAGGAGUCUAGUGUUGUUCAUUGUUUCUUUUAUAAUUUACAGUUGCAUCGCUCCAGAAAACAAUCACUCCUUUCUAGAUUUCCUUCUAUCUUAUAAAUAUGGUAAUGUCAUACAUAUUUUCAGGUUGCUAUAACAAUACUGUUUUACGCCAUUUAUAUAUUUAUACGGUUCAUAGAGACAAGAUGAAAACCAUAUUUAUAAGGAAGUCUUAACAUUAUGCAAAGAUAUAACAGAUUAAUAAGAAUUUAUAAAUAGGAAGGAUAGUUUGGCAAUUUUAGUGAAUAAACAGGAAAGUUAUAUUAUAGAA
Messenger RNA from Zerene cesonia (dogface butterfly), 2051 nucleotides. RefSeq lists its product as uncharacterized. Gene Ontology annotation, cellular component: chitin-based extracellular matrix. Gene Ontology annotation, molecular function: structural constituent of chitin-based larval cuticle. The transcript has 8 exons. NCBI's taxonomy places the organism in Eukaryota, Metazoa, Arthropoda, Insecta, Lepidoptera, Pieridae. The coding region runs from base 56 to 1558 and encodes 500 amino acids. The record is from RefSeq and is a predicted model, not a curated record.